UAAGGUAGGCGGGACUUCAGCCGGAUGAGGUCCUUUCGCCAUUGCGUAGCGGUAGGAAAAAGUAGUAACUGCUGUCGAGGGCGCUAUUUGGCCCGUUACCAUGAGGAGAUCCGUGCCCCAACUGCUGCUGCUCGUGCUGCUGGCCUUCCCCGCCGCCUUGCUCCUUGGUGGCGCCCGUAGUGGCCCAGGUUCUAGCUUGCUGGUGGCUGCUCAGGAUGCCACAGAGGAUGAGGAAGCAAUAGAAGAUACAGUAGUUGAAGAUGAAGAUGAUGAAGCCGAAGUUGAAGAAGAUGAACCCACAGAACUGACAGAAGAGAAAGAGGAAGAAGAUCUAUCGGGACAACCUAAAGCAUCACCUAGUGCUGAUACAACCAUCUUGUUUGUGAAAGGAGAAGAUUUCCCAGCAAACAACAUUGUAAAGUUUUUAGUAGGCUUUACUAACAAGGGUGCAGAAGACUUCAUUGUGGAGUCUCUAGAUGCUUCAUUCCGGUAUCCUCAAGAUUACCAGUUUUUCAUACAGAAUUUCACUGCUUUACCUCUGAACACGGUUGUUCCACCACAAAGACAGGCCACAUUUGAAUACUCCUUCAUUCCUGCAGAGCCUAUGGGUGGUCGUCCCUUUGGACUGGUUAUCAAUCUGAAUUACAAAGACCAAAAUGGGAACUUCUUUCAAGAUGCUGUUUUCAACCAAACUGUUACAAUUAUUGAAAGGGAAGAUGGAUUAGAUGGUGAAACGAUCUUUAUGUAUAUGUUCCUUGGUGGACUUGGCCUGCUUGUCGUCGUUGGUCUGCACCAGCUGUUGGAAUCCAGGAAGAGAAAAAGACCAGUUCAGAAAGUAGAGAUGGGGACAUCAAAUCAGAAUGAUGUUGAUAUGAGUUGGAUUCCUCAAGAAACUUUAAAUCAAAUCAACAAAGCUUCACCAAGACGGUUGCCACGCAAGAGGACACAGAAGAGAUCAGUAGGAUCUGAUGAAUAAAUGCUGCUAGUACAGUCAGCCUUUACUAACCCAGCCAUCCAACCCCUCCCUUUUGUUUUUGCUUGAAUUGGGAGUUGUGCUGAGAAGCCAUAUCGACUGAGGAGAGUACUAUGAAAAACAUUUGGACUAAGCAUUUAGUUGUGUUCAGAGAACAUUGCUAAAAUGCACUUCUCAUUCCUUUUAAAGAAACUCUUAAUUAAGAAUCAUUGUACUAUCUGAAAUGUGCCUUUAGAGUCUCUUCAUUAUGCUGAUCUGUCAUCUGCACACCUUUUGUUUCUGACUUUUUUGUCAGAAAUGCAAAUAUAACAUUUCCUACCUUAUUGUGAUUGUAUCCUGUCGUAUAAGAAGGUGUUUAUGCAUUUUCCUAUCUGUUACCCAGAGUCAUUGAUCUCAUUGUUUGCUACAUGUAUGCAGCUCCUUUUUAGUACGCAUGUUGAACCUCUCAUGAAGCACUGAGUCGCAUUUUUGUGUAGCUAGUAUUCUAAAGGCACAAGCAGGUGUAACUGCUUUUAGCAGUAUAGUGUUUUUUACAAAAUUGCUGCUGCUGUUUGACAUAAAGCGCACACUGAGUCUGAAAUCCCAAAUGUUCUUGCAUAUGUGUCAAAUAAGGGAUUUUUACAGCAGCUGCACUUGUGAAGUAUUGAUUGUGUGAUCACUUUGGCAUCUAUCAUUCUCUUUUUGAUUGCAAUAUAACUGUACAUCUGUAUAACUUGUAGUCAUUUAACUUGGUCAACAGAUCUGGUGAUUAUAGCCACUUGGGUAACUUUGAAAUGAUACUUCAGUUGGUUACAAACCGUACCUCAUCAUUAGACUUAUUCACAUGUCACAGUAAACUAUGGUUUACCAAGACUGCAGGGAAACAUGCAGGCUCCCAGUGCGAAGCUCCUCUCGGAUCUUUUACUCCAGUGCUCUGCUGAGCUAGGCCAAGGUUUGGCAUAGCAUGUUGUCUGAACUCAGGCUAGUUGUUAAACUCUCACUAACUGCAAGCUGUAGCCAAAGUUUGUUCUCGACUACAACUCGAGUUAGGUAGGAAAGAGCUUAACCACGAGCCCAGGUGCAGAUGGUACGCUGUCAGAUCUUGACUUAGCGCAGCAUAGCAGCUGUGGGCUCCUCUCUGGGAGCCUGCAUAUUCCCCCAAUCCUGUAAGACAUAGUUUAGAUUACUGUGUUGUGCAAACCAGGCCAAUAUAAUUGUAGAAUUUCCCACUAUUUGAAACCCAGUCAUGGAUAGAAAAAUGCAUUGAAUUUCUUAGAUAAAGCUGGAUACAAGGUUUGACUUUCAUGCAGGUGUCUUUGGGCAACAACUUACAAGCUGUACAGCAGAAUUGUGUUCUGUUUCCAUAUUUGAUUGUAUACAAAAGAAUAAGUUCUAAAAUAACAGUAAAAACAUAAAUUAAGUUUU
Molecule: messenger RNA, 2377 nt
Organism: Rhineura floridana
Lineage: Eukaryota; Metazoa; Chordata; Lepidosauria; Squamata; Rhineuridae
Gene: SSR1
Product: signal sequence receptor subunit 1
Exons: 8
Coding region: 101-976 (291 amino acids)
Cellular component (GO): endoplasmic reticulum; endoplasmic reticulum membrane
Source: RefSeq, a predicted model, not a curated record